Molecule: messenger RNA, 737 nt
Organism: Rubroshorea leprosula
Lineage: Eukaryota; Viridiplantae; Streptophyta; Magnoliopsida; Malvales; Dipterocarpaceae
Source: the annotation of a GenBank genome assembly
CUGGGGAUUUCAUGGUAAAAUCUAGAUUUUACCGUGAAAUCAGAAUGGCAGAGUGCUCCAUUGACUGUCAAGGGAUUUGUUCCUCGCAUGCAUUGGCUACAUUAGGGAGAAAGAGUGGAACUACUUCAUUUAAAAUACUAAGAAUUGGAAAUACUGGGGAACCUGGAACUUGUGUCAAAGAAAUUGAAGAGGUUCAGGAGAUAAGGGCGAGGAUACAACUUAGAAUGGGGACUGCAACACAGUGGCAGCAAAUGAAAAGAAGGGAGAGCUGCACCAGCAGCAAAGUAGCAGCAAAAUGUCUCUCCUUCUCCUCCAAGUCCAUUCUCCACCCUUUCCAAACACCCCAACAGAUCAACCAUGGUUAUGGGAAAAUUGACUACAAGAUCAUCCCAAGAGGGAAGAAGAUUGGCCUAAUAUAAAAAUUUCGGCCACCAGAAAAAGUUCUGAAUUUCAAUGGUAAAGGAAAGAUUUAUGAGAUUGGAUCAUAGGGCAUAAGCAGUUUGAAAAGGCAUAUGAGGUGAGGAGAGAUAAAUGCCUCAAUGAUUUCAUAUCCCUUUAUAGGACCAUGCCACCAUGCCCCUUGUCUCAACCAAUGUAAAGAGCUGUUGAUGCAAAACAAGAAUGGUUCUGGUAAUGACACUUCUUUUAUUUAUUUGGUACCUGAAAUUUUCUGCUUGAUGCAGCCACGGUUUGCAUAAUACUGUUGUAUGCAUACUCCUGGAAGUAGUGGUCACGUU